AACAAGAGGUAGUUGAUGCCAUUCAAUUCAAAACCCCUAUUCCCUACACUUCCUCUCUUCUGUCCUAAUAAUAAUAUCAGUUCUAGGGUUUCCUUCCAAUUCCUCUUUUUGAUCAAACAAUCAUAUCAUGGAUAUCGAGUCCACCGAGCUCCAUGACUGGGAACUGCUUCACCCCAACUCAUCUUCAGAUUCCGAGCUCGAUCUUAACUCACCCAAAAACCAUGUUGAAACAGAGGGUCUUAUUCAAACCAAUUAUUUCUCCGUAGAUACUCCUUUUGUUGCUUAUGGUAGUGAAAAGGGCUCUGAGGAAUCCGAUAAUUUGAGUUGGGUUGAACCCGGCACGCUUCCCAGGAAGAAUUCGGGUGGGUUCUUGUCCGGUUCUGUUACUGAAAAAUCUGAAUUUGAGGGGGGAAAUGAUGUUGGUGUGCUCGAAAACCCCAAAGUACAAGUGGGUUUUGGAGGAAUUGAUGAAAAUGAAGUGAAAUUUGACGGUAUAGCCCAGGUGGGUGUUGUGGAUAACUCAAAAUUACAAAUGGGUUUUGCUGGAAACAAAGAGAUGGAUAAAACCGAGGUGGGUUUUGGAGGAAUUGAAGAUAUAGGUAGUGAUAAUGGGAAAAAUCAUGAGGAAUAUUUGUCUGAUACUAGUGAAAUUGUGAAAUUUGGGGAUGUUGAAGAGGUUUGUGUGGAAGAAAAGGAGAGGGAUGAAGUAGUAGAAGUUACUAGUAAAGGAGGGGAGGAGAAGAGGAGUUUGGUGUGGUGGAAGGUACCAUUGGAGCUUCUCAAGUAUUGUGUGUUUAGAGUUAGGCCUAUGUGGGCUUUCUCUGUAGCUGCUGCUGUCAUGGGGUUUGUUAUAUUAGGUCGUAGAUUGCAUAAAAUGAAGAAGAAGACCAAGGGUUUGGAGCUCAAAGUUACUGUCGAUGAUAAGGUAUCUCAAUUCAUUAGCCGUGCUGCACGCCUUAAUGAAGCAUUUUCUGUUGUGAAGCGGGUUCCUGUGAUUCGGCCUCAGCUGCCAGCACCUGGAGUUUCAGCAUGGCCUGUCGUGAGUUUGAGAUAGAUGUAUAAUCUUUGUAAAGUAAAAAGCGGAAGAAGAUGGCGUUGUCACCAUGUCCAUUUGAUAUAUGGCUGUGUUUUUGUGUGUAAGCUAUCUCUGUAUCACCUUCUCAGUGUAUUCCUAAACAGACUAAAGUACGAUUUUAAAGCUAUGUAUAAAACUCUUUUAUCUGUUUCCCA
This is a messenger RNA of Lycium barbarum (goji berry), 1230 nucleotides long. Its product is annotated as ATG8-interacting protein 2-like. The transcript is spliced from 2 exons. The record is from RefSeq and is a predicted model, not a curated record. NCBI's taxonomy places the organism in Eukaryota, Viridiplantae, Streptophyta, Magnoliopsida, Solanales, Solanaceae. The coding region runs from base 128 to 1054 and encodes 308 amino acids.